This is a messenger RNA of Stegostoma tigrinum, 2418 nucleotides long. RefSeq names its product BUD13 homolog (gene bud13). Gene Ontology annotation, cellular component: RES complex; U2-type spliceosomal complex. Gene Ontology annotation, molecular function: RNA binding. The coding region runs from base 459 to 2219 and encodes 586 amino acids. Gene Ontology annotation, biological process: mRNA splicing, via spliceosome. Lineage: Eukaryota; Metazoa; Chordata; Chondrichthyes; Orectolobiformes; Stegostomatidae. The transcript has 11 exons. The record is from RefSeq and is a predicted model, not a curated record.
UGAUGGUUUCCUGCGGGUGAGGCCGCCCUCCCGCACGCCUCAGGCGGCAGGAGCCGGGUCUGAACCUCAUUCGCACCAAACACCAAACUAUCAGUAAAAUUAUCACCGGAUCACCCGGGACCUCGUUAUAGCCGAGCUCCUGAUAGGCGCUAGAGAAAUUCAUAAUUCAACACUUUGCUGUGGCCUCAUCGUUGUAGAAUUACAUUGUAGCUUUGGAGUAAUUCCGUUGUCGUGUUUUAAGUUAGUUUUCACAAGGGAACGGUUUCUUGCUUUUAAUGGGCAGUUGUUCAUUAUGUGACAGAGUUAAAUAUUGUUCACUUUUUCUUGAGGUUUAUUAAUAACAUGCCUCACAGAAAGAGGCCAUUCGCCCAUUGCCCCAGUGCUGGAUCUUUAAAGAAGUUAUCCCGUCACCUCUCUCCUCAAUGUUGUAAUGUUUAACCUCGAUCUGUUUUAUAAAAAUGCGGAUUGUGGAUGAUGAUGUGACCUGGAAGACCCUUGCGAAGGAGAAGGAGAAAGAGGCUGUAUUAGAGGCAGCAGAGGAUGAGGAUGAUGAAGCCCCUGUGGUGGCAGAGUUCAUUGAUGAAAGGCCUGAAAUCAUUCAACAAAUGGAGGAAUUCCGCCUGAGCAAUAAGUGGAAAAUUUUAGGAGAUGAAAAGGAAGAUUCCCAAGAUCCCGAUGUGUUCCUACACACAAGUCGAGAUGGUUUCAUACCAGGUUCUGUGCCUGCACAAAGAAAAAGGAUUGAAGCUGGACCUCAGAUUUCUGAGAGAAAAAUGAGGAGAAUUUCCCCUGACCUUUCACCUCCCCGACAGGGUCGCCAUGAUUCUCCUGACCUUUCACCUCCCUGGAGGGGGCGCCAUGAUUCCCCUGACCUUUCACCUCCCCAGCAGGGGCACCACGAUUCUCCUAACCUUUCACCUCCCAGGAGGGGGCGCCAUGAUUCUCCUGACCUUUCACCUCCCAGGAGGAGGCGCCACGAUUCCUCUGACCUUUCACCUCCCCGGCAGGGGCGUCACAAUUCCCCUGACCUUUCACCUCCUGGGAGUGGGCGUCAUGAUUGUCCUGACCUUUCACCUCCCAGGAAAAGGUUUUCUAAAAACACAGAGAAACGUAUCACAUCUACAGAUCUGCCUCCUAGAAGAACUCGUAAUAGUUCCCCUGACAUAUCACCAGCUCAUUGUAAACGUCACGACUCCUCAGAUUCUUCGUCGGCUGGGAAUGCUGCACACUCUUCUGACUCUGAUUUGUCUCCUCCUCGGAAAAGACAAGAUAGUUCCUUGGACUCCCAGUCAACUGCAACAAGGAGGGGAGCUAACACACAAGAUUUGUCCCCCGUUAAACAAAAGAACAGGAGAACCACUGGGUCUCCAAGGAGAUGGCAGCACCCUGAUUCUGACCUUUCACCUCCACGAAAGAAGUGUCAGCAUUCUUCUGACUCUGACUUGUCGCCACCACGGAGGAAGAGGCCAGAGGCAUCCAAUACAGAAUAUAAACUCUGCUCAAACGGCUCUGAACUGUCACCUACUGGCCACAGACUGCCUUCCAGGAAGCUGGUUUCCUUGAGAGGACAAGGGGCCAGCUGGGACAUGAGUCCAAGCAGAAAGUCAAAAGGGAAUGAGAUGCUUUCAGGGGGUCAGACUGGCCUGAUAUCAACAGAUAUUCUGAGGAAAGAGAAAGAACAUCGGAGGCAGAAGGAGCGAGCAUCAGAACAUUUGGCAGAUGAUUCGAGGCAUGCUGCUACUAUCUUCCGAGACAGAUCAGGAAAAAAGAGAGACUUAGACCAAGAGCGAAUCGAGCAUAAGAAGAAGGAAGAAGAGAAAGCGGCAAAGCAAGAAAAAUACGCCCAGUGGGGCAAAGGAGUCGCUCAGGAGGAGCAGCAGAGAAAGAAUGUCCAGGAUGCUCUUCAUGAGAUGCAGAAACCACUUGCUCGGCACAUUGAUGACGAGGACCUAGAUCGCUUCCUUCGUGAGAAACAGCGAGAUGGAGACCCAAUGGCUGGCCUUCUCAGGAAGAAGAAGGAGAAAGAAGCCAAGAAUAAAAAUGCAAGACCAGUAUAUAGUGGCCCUGCACCCCCUCCAAACAGAUUUAAUCUCCAACCUGGGUAUCGCUGGGAUGGUGUCGACAGGUCGAAUGGCUUUGAACAGAAACGUUAUGCAAGAUUAGCAGAUAAGAAGGCUGUGCAGGAGAUAGCGUACAAAUGGAGUGUGGAGGAUAUGUAAAUUGCUGUUUGAGACUCAAGUCGAUGCACACUCCUUCAGACUGAGUUCCUGAGGCUCUCUGUGCAAUGAAACAGACAAAACCUUUCCUGAAACUGAGGGAUCUGAAUAUCUGGGAACAAUUGAGAAAACGAAAAUCUUUUUAUUCUUGUUUGUUAACAUUCUGUUCUUUUUGAGUAUAAACUUUGUACUGUGUGAGUAA